AUGAAUGAAGAAAAUGAUGACGCUACUGAUUGGCGAUCGUUAACUAUAGCGAGUGUCAUUGCUUUAUUCACUGCAAUCCAAUUCACUAUUUAUUUCUCAUCAUUAUGGCCGUACUUACUUCAACUUGACCCCAACGCAACAGAAUCCUUCUUUGGAUGGAUAACAGCUGUAUAUAGUCUUGCACAAGCAGUAAUGUGUGUUGGAUUUGGUUAUUUACAAAAUCGUAUGAAACAAAGUAAAAUACCUAUACUUAUAGGGCUUUCAAUGAUGUUUUUGGGAAAUUUCACCUACCUUCUAUGUGCCGUCACUCCUUAUCCACCAAAAUGGAUUAUGUUUACGUCACGAUUUAUAACUGGACUUGGAGCAGGUAUGAUUACAGUACUUCGAACGUAUGCAAUAAAUGCAAGUACAGUUAGCGAUAGAUCACGUUCAAUAUCGUUGAACUCAGGAAGCUUCGCCUUAGGAAUCACCAUAGGACCGGCCAUUCAAAUCAUCUUUUCUCCACUUGGUUAUCCAGGAAUUAACUUGUUUGGAGCACUUGAUCUGGAUAUGUACACUGCUCCUGCGUUCAUGGGUAUUGUGGCGAACUCUAUAUGUGCAUGUCUUGUAAUAUUUUUCUUCCGCGAAUCGAAUGUAGGACUGCGAAAAGCGAUCAUUCCAAAAAAUGAUGAACACGUCCGAUUCUUCGCUCUACCAAGUUACGAUCGUAUAGCUAUAAUGAUAUGUAUUUUUACGCGUUUUGCGCAAAUGUUUGUUAUCACCAAUCUUGAAACGCUCGGUGCACCGUUAUCGAUGACCAUGUUUGGAUGGAACAAACAGCAAACGGUUCAGUACAAUUCACUAAUGCACGGUGGCUUCGGUUUUAUUGGAUUCGUCAUCUACGCCAUUAGUGUCUACUACGACAUCGGAAAAAUGCUCAACCAUCGUGUAUGCACAUGCGUUGGAAUGCUCGCUUUGUUAACAUUCCAUUUGCUGACGUUUCCAUGGUGGGGGUUACCUGGAAAGAUCCCCUAUCAACAAGAAUACAUCAACGUCAAUGGAACAACAGUUCUUAAUCCUGAUCCAGUUGGCUGCAGGCCCUCAUUUAAAUGGUGUGAGACGACACCACCGGUCAGUCCUAUACUCUUCAUCGUCACUUACAUUUUCAUCAACGGCCCAGCAUUUUCGUUAAUUAAUGUGUGCAUGAACACCGUCUUUUCCACUGUUAUCGGACCAAGGAAUCAGGGCACAAUGCAGGGAAUCCUAUUACUGAGCGGUAGUGUAGCAAGAAUGUGUGGUCCAAUUUUUGUGGCAAACCUUUUCACUGAGUACGGUCCGCGACCAGCAUGGGGAAUAGAGAUCGUAUUAGCAGGAAUCGGUGCCUUAUUGUGGAUCAUCUUCUACAAACGGAUUGUCCCGCUGAAACUUCCGCACACGUUGAGCGCAGGCGACACGUUCAAAAACAAAUAUGGUCACGUGUACAAAUUCUAG
Molecule: messenger RNA, 1470 nt
Organism: Necator americanus (New World hookworm)
Lineage: Eukaryota; Metazoa; Nematoda; Chromadorea; Rhabditida; Ancylostomatidae
Exons: 13
Coding region: 1-1470 (489 amino acids)
Biological process (GO): transmembrane transport
Cellular component (GO): lysosomal membrane
Molecular function (GO): transmembrane transporter activity
Source: RefSeq, a predicted model, not a curated record